AUGGCUCUAAAUUGUUCGCUCGUUUCUGCGCUUUUCACCCGCUCUAAGCCCCUUCUUAUCACCGAAGUAAGCACCCCAAAUGAAAUAAGGAAUAAAUGUUACGAUUCAAGGGUGAAAUUAUAUCAAGACUAAAGAAAGUUUAUUGAUUUUGCUCGCAGAUUGUGUCGGGGGUGCGUUGCCUGACCUUGGGAUCGGUGAAAUUCUCAGAUGUAAGCUUCCUCUGCAGUGUUUGUUGUCUUCCUCUGCCUACAAGCUUGAACGUAAAUUAUGGUAGCUAACUCAUUAUUUGUUCUGUGGUAUUUUUCAGGCUGUUAACCCAGAAAGUCAGGUACGUUAAGUUUGUAUUUUGUUUUUUUAUGUUUACCUUCCACUGAACAACGCAAGUUUGCCACGCAACUUUAAUAAGAAUUUUAAGAUAAUUCAAGUAAGUGAAGCCUUAAUGAGUUAAGGUAUCUUUGUAUUCUACUUUUCAAGAAUUAAUUAAUGAAGGAAAUGGAUUAAAUAGCAUACAUUUAUUGAUUCAUUUCAUAAGUAGAAGAAGGAAAUUUAUCAUAAAGAAAAUACGUUGCUGGUGCGUUGUAGGCCAUACCCGUUGAUUUUAUACCAAAAUUGCAAAAGCUGUAAGCUCAUUCAGGGAUCAACAGUGAUAGCCUUUUUAUUUGGUUUUAAGCUGAAAAGCUCUAAAUUCAUUGUUUGUCCAUCGGCUAUGGCUGUAAAAAGAUUUUCAGAAAGUCUUACGUAUCCGGCGGCCUCCGAAUCUUAGAAAUGCAAGCGUCAAUGCUUCAUUGAAGAGACCAUUUCAAUGAUAUUUAUUUUUCUCGUGCAAAGGCAAUCAUUUGCGACGUUAAACGUAUUGGGUUACGAAGCUUUCAAGAAUUACGUAUCAAAGGAUUAGACCGAGUCACGUUCAAAUUUAAUGGUAGUCUAGAUCUUAUAAAACAAACUUAGGAAAAGACAUUUCAAGUCAAGUCAAUUUAAAAUACGUCAAGAUUCUUGUCGUUUAAAACUUCACAUACUGGGAUAUUUAUUAUGUGAAAAAACGUCAAACACAAGGGAUGUUUUUUACGUUAUGUUUAAUAGCGUAGUUAUAUCCCGUAAGUGUGUCUGAGACUGAGAGGGUUAACGCUUUAAGUCCCAGGGUUGAUCAACAUUGAUUUUCUCCCAACAAUAUCCAUACAUAAUCAAGAAAAAAGGUUAUGAGAAUUGAAUAAAUGAUCGACUUAAGAUAACUCCUUCGGUCAUUUAAACAUAUUCUCUUAACCACGUCUUUGAAAUCUGUGGAAACCUGAGUCUACCGAAUUUGUUAUUAAAGGUUAAAAUGUGCAUAUUUUUCAACUAAUAUCCGGACUACUAGACUUAUGAAACAUUGCCAAACCCAGUGUCGGAAAUGAAAUCCCAAGAAAAAUUCUGUAACAUACCAAACAGCAAACGACUGCUAAGAAGGUUACUUUUGAAUGGUAACAUCACUGAGCGAAAAUAGGAGACUAACUAUUGCGUGCCACAAUCAUUGAUUGACUCUAAAGAUAAGAUUCGAACCUCUCGACUUUUCUGCUACCUUCUCUUUUCUAACUAACUUUUUUUUUAAAUUCCUGAAGAAUAGUUCAUGAUCACAACUAUUCUAUUCUUAAUGUGUCAUGCUGGUUUUUCUCUUUUUGGCCACCAGUCAUGCGAUCCAUGAUAAAGGUAUAUCUCAACCCCAUUUUUUUUUUCCACGGGACUAUUGUGUAUGAAACUUUUACAGUGUAAUACUCACGAACAAAGGCCUUUUACGUUCUUACAUUCACCGCCAUUUCUGACAAACACCCAGUCCAAGAAGUAAAAGAUAAAUAAAUCAAUCAAUCAAUAAAUAAAUGAAGCUGUGAACACGUUUUCCUCAGCCUGCUUGAGGGCCAGCGUUUUCCGAUCGAGUACUGUGACCUAGUCAUGCAUUUCGCUCUUGUAGCAACCCGUUCUCAACGAACUCGCGCGGAAAAGCUUGCUACGAAGGCUAUCACCGAAAAGUGUCUUUCACGAAUAAGUUGUAAGAAGCUUACAUUUUAGGUGUGAUGGAUACUAGAUUCAUUAGAUACUACUAGAUUCACUACACGUGACGUGCCGAAUUCUCGCGAGUUUUGAAAAUAACACUGAAAAAAAUAAAGGUCAUGGCGAUGACGCCUUUUAAUGAAGAGCUGCUUAUCAAAAGGAGUAAAUAUUGUUUUGGGGGCCACAGGAGCUUUGCUAAUGCAAAGGCCGGGCCAUGAAAUGCAAAUGAAAAGAACCACGGAAGGCCGAAGAUAGAUAGAUUCACCUGUGCUCACUAGAGGAAAGAAGAGAAAAUCAUGAAUUUGCUAGCAAUCCUGUUCGUAAAGUGUUGAGGGCAUCACACUUCUUAAGUUUGUGCCAAAAUUUCUAGUCAUAUUAGAUAUAUCUAUUUUUUCAUUUCAUUUAAUUUAUGUUCCGAAUCUUGUUUAAUCGCUUUCUAUCAUCCCGACGAACCCUUGAUUUUUCUUCUUGGCCAAUGGACGUGUCGACUCCUCCACAUUGGCUAAUUUGUCAUGACAAGCGUCCUUGUCAAAAAAAAAACAACAACAAGAACCACGUCGCACAAGCAGCCUUUUACAAGGGAAAAACUCGCUCUAGUAAAUGAGAAACUUGAAAAGUUAUUCGAUCCAUGACCUGAGCAUAGCCGAAAUUAAAGAACUUGUCCAGGUUUUCAAUUUACAGUCAAAACCGACACUGAGGGGGCUAUAGAAAGUGUCCAAAAUAAUGGGGUGUCUGCGUAAAGCGGGUUGAAUUCAAAGGAAAUGUACUGAGGGCUUUCUUUCCCCAGGGACAAAGCAAACUAUCUGUAAUAAUGAGGUGGCCGAAUAAUCCGAAAGUGGGGUUUGAAUUACUACUGUAUACCCCGGGUGGUCCGUUUUAGGCGGGAAUGUGCCAAAACCCUUAACCUAUACCAGAGCUAGUUCAGCUGAAUUUUGCUACCCUAGAGUAAACUCCCCAAAUCCCCCCUAUCCUAGAGUAGCUGUUUUCCAGAAACUACUGAGGUCGCUAGCACAGUAGUCUAGCCAAAACAAAACCUUAUACCACAUUCCCUAGUUUAGAUAAAAUCUUCAACCAACUGAUCAGUUUCCUGAAAAAUUAUACCCUAUUCUAGACCCAAACACUCUGAUUUAUAUACCCUAUCCUAGAGUAAACUGCUUGAAAACCAUACUCUUCACAGCGACACAUACCUAUAUAGCCCAUAUAUGGCAGUACCCCGGUAUAUACCCCUUCGACGUUUUAAGGUUUCUGCCGGAAAGUCAAGCUAGUGGGGUUGAUUUCUGUCAUUUCCAGUUUAUUUUGACCCACGUUAUGUCUUUGCGUGAUAUACUGUCACCUCAUUUUCACGAAUCGCCCAAAGAUCAAUCAUCAUAUAUAAAAAGCCUGACAGCUGGAAAAAAAGGAAUAGCUUUUUUACGUGCAGAAGUGACGUCAUUUCGCAGACAAUAUUCUUUACACACGCACACACACGCAAGAAACACGACAAGAUCAGUCAAAGGUUUAUUUGUUUUCCAACAUUUAUUUCAAAGAUGGGGGGCAUUGUGACGUUUCUCUGCAAACGUUUGGACUGCGCUGCAAGGGUACAUUUAGAGAACGCAACGUAUGUAAACAAUUCUUUUAAAAAUAUUUGACGGUUUAUCCCUUUAACCCCCGAGAUAGUAAUUCUCCUCUCGGGCUGCAAUACAUGUUAUUGUACAUUAGUUAAGAGAAUUUGAGUUUAUAUAAAAAGCGCAUCCUCUGGCCACUGCAUCUUCCUAUUCACCCAUCACUUUUCUGUUGGACAAUAUAUUGCAUGUUACUAGGAGACCAUGCAUACUGCUUCUGAAGUGGUUCACCGGCGCUAAUUGUUUAACGAUUCAUAUUUAUUAUUUUUUCCCUGUUUUUGUAAACUAUUCGUAUAUAAACUAAAUAUACCUAUCGACAGAGUGCCAACGAGCAAAUCAUGCGUAUUUUGCAUAGGAAUGGAAUUCCCUUUUUUCCAACAUUUGACAGUUUCUUGGGCCCUUCCUGUUGCAAAGAAAAUUUUCUUGAAAAGGUGUUAUGCAUCGGAAUUUCGGUCCAAACGUAGAUGGAACGGUUCGGCCCAGGUGGAACUUUUCAGGUCAAAGUGGUCCUCUUUGACCGGUCUGUCCGGUCCGACCGAAAACUGCCGUUCCAUUUUCAAAAAUUUUCGUUUCCAGUCCCGCUCCAGCUCGUCACUCCACAUAGUAGUCAAAAUGGCGGAUGGUUCAGAUGGAAGUGUUUACUAGUGCAAUGUGUGUAAGCUUCAGACGCAAGACCUAAACUUUCUCCUUAUCCACAGUUGCACACGAGGCUCAGGUACAGCAGUGUAUCUUAAUUUGGUUUUUCUUCUGGUUUUCAUUAGUUUUUGAAGACAAAUAUAUUACUGGCUUCUCCGAUUUAGCAGUCUCUGACCCUAUCCCUUACGUCAAUACCAACAAUCAAUUCGGUCGGAGUUUUGGUUCCGACGCGUUCCACUUUCCCUUGGUUAGUCCGAGUGGUCUCUGGCCAGACUGUUGGUCCGGUAUAAUGGAGAGCACCCCAGGUUAUACUUUUUGAAGCUCGAUCGAGAAUUUUUCUGCCUAUAGCCCAGUCUUGCGCGGCUCUAUUCUCCCGCCUCCUCGCAAUCCUCACGUCUUCGCUCGGAUGGUUCGUUGGCGUCCACACUAAUGCGUUUUUAUUUGAAAACGUAUACAUUUUCGAUGCCCAGGCUUAAGCCUUACGUCCACACUCAUACGGGGAUACGCCAAGUGCUUUCCUCGAAAACGCGUAUUACAUAUCCUAUCAGUGUGGACAGUCCGAUCUAGCCUGUUCACAGACUCUAUUUUCUCUUCAAAGUCCGUCGAGCGCUCGUGAUAAAAUAUAAACCACGGGAGAUUUAUUGACCGCCAGCGAGGUGUAGGGGAAGGAGAAAAUUUUUUUUUUUCUCGCGCUCGCUUCGCUCGCGAGCUCGCCGAUUUUUUUGAAAAGAACGAAAAGAAAAACUAAAAGAACGUCUGUUUACAGGCUACGUCCGAUCCAAAACGGUCGAAAACGCUUCAAAAUCAAAACGAUGACUGUAAUAUGUCAAAUAUCGCAGGCGCGUGUGUUUGUAGAAUGUCCAUAGAGUUCAACUUACGUCGCAGCGUGCAAUUCUACCGUUUUAGAACGUUUUACUGUGGACCAGGCCUGACUGUGGACAGUCUAAAACGCAUCAAAACGUUAGUGUGGACGCGAAUCGAUCGAUGUUUUUUCAAUGACAACGUAAACGCAUACUUUUGAAAACGUAUUAGUGUUGGCAAGGCCUAAGUCUUGUUAGAAAAAGUUAUUCGAUUCCCACCAACCUCGUCCCCAACGCUUGUCCCUGCAGAUCUCCUCUGAAUCUUAUAAAAGCAUGAAACAAACAAGGGUAUGAUCAGAUGUUUAGCUAGUCGUAUAUGUCAUACGAAGCGACAUUAAAGACCAAGGUCAUAUUUGAUAACUUCUCAAAGUCAGCACUUAUUCAUUAAUUACAUAGUUAAAAUAGUGCUUUUACAUUGAAGACCCAACCUGAAAGUCUUAAGAUACUUUUCAAGUCACAACCUUGUCAAGAAAAAUUCCAUCAUGUUCAUUCUUUUCUGUUCCUUUUUAUUUUCAGAGUUAAAUGUUGUUUGAUUGUAACUUUUCAGUCAGCAGACAUUGCAUGUGACGUUACGUUAGACCUUGUUUUUUUUUAAUCUUUGGUACAUUCCACAGAUCGGUUACUUAAUGCUAAAGUCCUGUCAAUGUAUUGUGCCGGAAAAAAGGGCAGAACCAGCAAAAUUAGGACAUUCAAUUCCAAGUGUAAAACAAACGCCGAAUUGUUUUCGUGCCGUUCAUGAGUUAAAUGGACUUUUCAAUCUCAAAAUAUGUCUCAGUAUGAAUCGACGAAAAUGUAGCAGUGAUCGACGUAUGUGGCUGACGUUUAUAGGCAAGCCGCUGAUCAGCUCUGGGCUCUGAUGAUCAUGAACUAACCCAGAAUUAGGAAUGUCUUUGCACCAACCACGCUAAUGACCGACUGAACAAACUCAUAGGGAUCACACUCAUCCAUCUGUCCUCAAAAAUUGACCACUGAUCAGCUGAUCGUCUCUCAUUGCUGACAGUUAGAUUGAUUCUCCCUGGAAACAAGCCCGAAGGAUUUUUAUUAUCUAAAGGCAAAACACUUGAACCCUACGGGAUGAAAAGACGAGAUGAAAUUUAAUCUAUUGACAAAUAUUUUAAUAUAACCUCUUUAUGCAAGUUUUUGUCUAUAGUAUUCCUCCACCAGUCACAUCGUAUUUUUUAUUAUUUUAAAUACUGUAACCGUUUUUUCUAUUCUCACUGAGCUUUUCUAGCCCCUGAUAAAGACUAGCUUUGUUUAGUCGAAAUAUUGGGCAAAUAAAUUUGUAACCUUUAGCUGUCCGAUCAGCCUUGCCUUCAAUAUCGAGUGUUAUUUUGUACUGCUGAUCCUGAUCUUCAACAAGAUCCGGCUUUCCCUAGCUGCUGAUUGUCCAAGUGGUCCUUGCAAGAAUUGUCCGGAGUAAAGGACCUGACAAAGUUGCUGUUUUAAAUAAACAGCUUUUCGCGAGUGCGGAUCGACCCUCAGAUGGAAAUGGUUGCUUGCGCGCUCUUCUUCUUCCUUAUGUCAUUUGAGGCCUUCUCGUCACGCAACGCUCUUCUUGCGUGACAAUAAAAAAGGCUAAGUGUAGCCUGCGUGACAAGCGUAAGGGAAGAUUUCAUUUUACUGUUUUAGCCUCCGUCGAAGACGUUGAAGGUUUGUGUUGCAAACCGAAAUAUCGGGCAGAUAUAAUUCACCAUUUUAUUUUGGUUUGCUGUCUUGAUUUUUUUCUAUCUCUUUUCUUGCCGUAAGGAUCAGUUUACUGUUUUAAUUUUAAAAUUUGAUAUUGAAGAUUUUACCGAUCCAGGUCUACUUAAGAUCCAGCUGACCCUCACUGGUUUGUCUUUGUGGCUUUUGUCUUAACAAGUGCAGCGCGAGAGAGACAAGGGGUUCCCUUCCCUCCUUCCUCGCGAGCCCUUCCAGCUUCCCAUGUACCUCAAAUCCCCUCAAACGCCUGCAACCCAGGCUAGCUGGGUGAGACUCGGUGAAAGUUAUCUAAAAACGGUUACAAAAUUGGCCAUAAAUGCGCUAUACAUAAGACGUACUGCUCUGUCAUGAACUGACUCGCCAGUUCUUGCCCAGUUCUGACCCAGUUCUUGUUUGAGUUCAGAUCCUUUUGCAUAGCAGAUAUUUUAUUCCCAUUGGCUUUCUUCUGGCAACACAAUGACAUCCCAUAAAUGAGGGGAUAAAUAUUUCUGGGGUUAACAGCUUUCUCAAUGUCGCAUACGGUGGAUUUUGAGAGCUCUGUCGGGGCUCUGUCGUAUGUGCUGAUCAUGAUCAUUUUUUUAUAUUGGAACAUGAGUGGCCUGAUUGGUCAGUUGGCGUCGUCUAAAAUCCAUGCUCUUGCGCAAUAUAUGUCGUAAUUUUACUUUUUAGCAUUCCUACCGUUGGGUUCAUAUAAGCGUUCAUAAUUUGUGUAGUGUAUUGCAACGUGUACAUGGCCUUUAGUGUCUCGCUUGUUUCUGCGCUUUUUCGCCGCCCUAAACCCCUUCUUACAACCAACGUAAGCACUGCAAAUGAGAUAAGGAAUAAAUCGUGCGAUAUGAGGGGGUCUUAAUCUUCAAACUACAGAAAAAUAAUUUGAUAUCUUUCUCGCAGGUUGUUUCACGGGUGCGUUCUUUGUCACUGGGAUCUUUGAAAUCCUCAGAUGUAAGCUUCCUCUGUGGUGUCUUUUCUUUUCCUGUUUCUUGAUUGUGUUAAGCCUGCGCUUAUGUUUCGGAGACUAACUCGUUUGUUUUUUCUGUGACAUUUUUUAGGUGGUUAAUCCAGAGACUCAGGUCAGUAUGCGUUUUAAUUAGCUCAUUUAAUCUUACACCAUUACAAACUUUCAAGAUUGCUUCUCCAUGGACUGAUAUUUAGUCACAGUGAGUCUGGGCUCGUCCAUUAGUCACAGAUUCCUGAUUUGCGUUAAAACUUGGCUCGUUUCCGGGAUUAUUUCAUGUUCAGUGAACUCCUCUCGUGAGUAAUUGUUGAAUUGCAUUGUGAAACAGUCAGUUAGAAGUGUAUUCGGUUAAACUUAUACAUGUAUUUCUUGUGCUAAAGCAGUCAUGUGUGACGCUUGACAUAUUGGUUUACAAACGUUUUAAAGAAAUAAAAUCGAGUCACGUUCAAAUAUAGAAACUCCGUGUGCAAUGAAUAAUCGACUUUGACAUCGUGGUGUGACCGUGAAUAACAGCUGAUGAUCGCGCGUCCAUCGCAAGAAUUAACUGAAGCAUUAUAAGCUUUACGUCUCUUCCAGCAUUUCGUUUUUGUUAAUUUUCCGUGAAGAACAAACGUCAUGCAAGAGAACUCGCAAAUGAAUUACGAAAUAUUACAGUUUCAUGAGGGCUUCGCAGAGUUUUUUACUUCAUGAUUCUCAGGCGUAAUUUCCUUUUUUAAAAGUUGAUGGUUGGCUGGGCAUUAAUAAAUAAUUUCACCGUUUUAAUACUCCAAUCAGAUUUCCAAAACACUGAAACUUGGCGUUUUUACACUGUUUCUUGAUGGUGUUGUACUCCAUCCAGAAAAUUCUUACUCCCUCAUGGAGCUAAGGAGAGUUUAUUGAUUUGAGCCAACCAACGUCUCUUAUACCCUUUGCCUCCUCAAAAUGUGUACUGACCCUCCUUUGAGUGUUUUGUGUUUUUGGAUAAUUUAUGCAACCACACGUCGUUUUGUAGGUCGCUGAGCAGAAGGCACGGAAUGAAGAUGCAGGUCAAUUCACUGAGCUAGUGAGAGACUUCCUAAACCCAAAAGACUUCUACAAUGCCUUGUGUAUGCAUGGCAUGGAUUAUUUUUGUGGGGUCCCUGACUCCUUGCUUAAAGACUUUUGUGCCUAUGUGACAGCUGUCACUCCAAAGUCACGUCAUGUCAUAACAAGUAAUGAAGGACAGGCAGUUGCUCUGGCCGCUGGUUAUCACAUGGCAACUGGAAAAGCAGGGGUGGUUUAUCUUCAGGUAAUAGUGAUCACCUAUUUCUUUCUUCCUUCUUUGAUUUUGCCCUUUGUUUCUUUAUACAUACAUAUGUAGAUAAGAUAACUCAAGAAUAUUCUAUCUCAUUAUUUAAAGUACAUGUAUAACUUGGGUUACAAUGAUACAAUUUCCUAUGAUAUUGUGGGGGUAUUACAGCACCUCGCUCGCUAGGUUUAGAGGUACCAGGUAUCUCUUGGUAUUCUUAUUCUUCACAGCAGCUCAUAUGUUUUCUUCUACUGCAUCACUUAUGGCCAAAUUUGUUAUAUCGCGCUGCAUGUUUGCAGAUUUCAAAUGGGUUUUUCUGUUCCGUCAAUCAUUUGAGUGGGGGUGGAGUUAAUGCACAUCACAAUGCAACGCAACUCACCCAGCUUGGCCCGCAAAAACAAAAUUGAGAAUGACCCUAAACUGCUCAAGAAAAGCGAAGGAAAUUGCGAUGAUGAGUGGAAUUUUUGUUGAGGGCAGGAGGCAGACAUUGCUUUCUUGCAAGAGACAAGAAUAAGAAAGAUCAUAAAAAGCUGCAAAGAGAACUAGUCAAUCAUUGCCUGAAACAGUGCGAAACAGGAUGAUCACAAUCAGCAAACCUUGAAACACAGAAACAAACCAAGUUGAUCGAAACACACCAAUCACAAGUAAACAUGUGUUUCCUAAGAGGUCCGCUAAGAUGAUUGAUGGAACAGAAAAACCCAAAACUCGUUUGAAGUUUGAAAAACACGCAGCCCGAUACAAUGAAUUUGGCUAUAACAACCUCUACUUAACAUAAUUACAACAUCCCAACUGCACACCACUACCAAAAAAACUGUGCCAGAUGUAGUGAAUGUAGUGAUGUAAUGUGUGAAUGUAGGUUCGACUUUGGGCUUGCUGAACAUGAGAGUUACAAACUUGCUUCCUUAAGUGACUUAAACUAAUUUCCUGUUGAUGACCAAAGUGAAAUAAACAAACUUAUAAGCUUAAUAAUGUCAAGUACGAGAAAACCAAUGGAAAAUAGAUAGCUAAACUAACAAGGCUGUACCUUAAACCAAAACAGGAACUCUGUGAUCUGAUGUAGGUAAAAAUCAAGGUCAGUGAUCAUCCCAAAAGGUGCACCCUUCAAGGACUGACACUUGUGUUAAAAAACUACUUAAAAUAGGUCAUAAAAUUAAAAAACCUGUUGAUUCAAACACCGAUUAACCUUGAUCUUCAAACCUAAUAACAACAAAACUCUAAUGUGAAACUUCAAGUGUAAAAAUGAAAUAAACUAAAAACAUCCUAUAAAAUACUUCGCAACAAUAUGAUACAUAUUGUAAUAUAAGGGCCACAAAAUGAUUAGCAAUAAAAAUUAUUAUAUUUAUAACUGUGUUUGACAAGACUGCACUGUGUUCAAAGCUGUGGAGACCUCAUGUUUUGCUUGUCAGGCACACAAGACUUUACUGCUGGCCUUGUUCAGACGCCAAACUUUUCAUGAGCCGAACCUAAUUCAAAUUAAGGCUGAAUUGAUGCUGAUCUUAAUUGCAGCUGAACUAAAUCCAAGAGGAAAAAAAAUGCUUAUUUUUUUCAAACUUCUUACAAAAUACUUUAUAUCUGAUUUAUAAACUAGGGUGCAUGACAAAUUUGCCAUCUGAAUCAGCGCUGUUCCAAUAAUAUUUAGUCAAUCCAAAGUCAAUUAUUCCUGGCUGGACUAGGCGGGAAGAAUGGCUGAGCUGUUCUAAAUGAAAAUUAGGCCUUCCUAAUUGAUUCAGACAUCAAACUUUUCAUGUACUUAAUUCAAUGUAUUUAGGUUUGGCUCAUGAAAAGUUCAGCGUCUGAACCGGGUGAUAGUAACAAAUAAGUACCAAGGAAAUUUUUGUUCCCCAUCUUGUCUGCUACAUUGAAUAUGAUGGGAACAAUCCGAAGCAUUAGGGUGGCUUGUUUUUUUUUUUUUCAUUUGUUUCUAUUGUAAAUUAUAUAGUAAUGUCGGAUUUGGUUAAGAAACAUUUUAAGAAGUGAUUUCUUAAAAUUUUUUGUGGUAGCACAAUUUAUUGUAUCAGAUCAUUGCAUCAUCGUGAGUCAAAUAUCAAAACUGAUAUUCACAUCAUGGGAAGAAACAUCACAGUUGCCAGUUUGAACUUUGCUAGUAUCUGUAGGUGCAUGGAAGCAAUGAUUAAAGAGUUUUAACUAAUAACUGCAGCAUACUAUUAGAUUUAAGAUUAGAGGAAAUAAAAAAAACAGUUUUUUGGGUGUGAGUAAUAACUGUCAAGGAAUGGAGUGGUUUUAGGGGUGUGGUUGCUUUUUUUCAGUAAACAGGUUGCAAGUAAUGGCCAUAUGUACAUUAUGUAUAAUGUACAGGCCACUCUUAGCAUGUAAGUGUCAUUUUUAUAGCAGUUUGUUAUAGAUGCUAGUUACUUAGCACUGUCCUAUUGUAACCUUUUUUCUUUCCACUAGAAUUCUGGACUAGGAAACAUAGUCAAUCCUCUAAUGUCCCUAGCUGUGCCAAAUGUGUACAGCAUCCCCAUGCUGUUGUUAGUAGGGUGGAGAGGAGAGCCUGGAAAAAGAGACGAACCACAGCACAUGAUACAAGGGCAAGCUACACCUGGCAUACUUGGUAUGCUAACUUCUCUUUAUCCAUGUACAUGUAACCCUACAAAAUUACUGUAUUCUGUCAAAGUUUGAAUGUCAUUAUACAAGGCUUUUUUCAAAGUUUGAAUUUGGAGCACUUGUAUUAAGAGCGGCUUAUUUUCAGAAUUUUAAGACGUUUCUAAUGUUAUGACUCUCCUCACUUUCAAGAUUAGCAGCUUUAAGGAGCUGCUAGUGUCAGGUUUAUUUAAAUUGUUAGGGUAAAAAAACUUAAUGUCAACUUCACAGGCAAAGAACUGAAAAUUAAUGCUGGUAACUGUUGUGUUUACAGUCCACAGUAUUUUAGUUGUGUGCUAGUGACAUGGUUUAACUGUUGUACAGACUCCAAGAAUACUGAACACAGUAAAUUGUUCACUGAAAACAAAUUACAGUUUUCUCAUAUUAAAUUAUAAUAACUUUUUAGUAAGGGCAGAUGUGAAAAUAAUACCCUUUUAAUUUACAUGCAUGAGAUUAACUCAAUUUGAACAGCUUGGGAGAUACUUUCCAGAGGCUGUUAUUUCCAUGGUACCCCUACUAUUCUUACUAUAAUUAUCAUGUGACAGUGUUUGUAAAACUGAACAAACUGUUGAGACCUUUUCACUUUUGUUGUUUUUUCGUUAUUUUUUUUUUUCAGCAUCUUGUGGUAUUCCUUUCCAAGUAUUACCUGAUUACCAGGAAGGUGCUGAACAGGUAAGAAAUUGAAAUAAAAUUCAUCUGAAGAGUAUGUAACAGCAAAAAAAAAAACAAACAAAAAAAGCUACACAUACUUCCAUUAAAAAGGGGCUUUUAAGGGGUCUGUUACUGGUGUCUGAAGUGAUAAUCUGCCAAACGUGACCGUGAGUUUUGUUAAUGAUAUUCUUGCAUCAAAAUGUAAUGCAAGAAUCAGGAGAAUAUGUAUACUGGGGUGGCCAGAGAGAUCCUUUCUUUACUGUUAACCAGUUCUCCAUCAUCAGCAUUAUAGGAUUUAAUGUAAGGUUUCUUUGAUGCCCCACCUCUUUUAAUCUUAUUUACUUUAACUGCAUGGCAAAAUUUUUUUAUUGUACUCAGUUAUUUUACAUACCGGUAGGUAAACUUUGACUUAAAAUAUAAGAAAGAAAACUGUUGAUUGCCAUGAUGUUUGCUGACUAACACAUUAUUUGACAUUUUUUCAGGCUUUGUAUGUUGCCAGAAAGCAUAUGGAAACAUCUAAGGGGCCGUACUGUCUUCUAGUGCGGAGGCAAAACUUCAUACCAUACAAGCUUGAAAAAGAGCCAGAUCUGUUAGUUCUUUGACUUUCAAUUUUUUUAAAGUAUGAUAAUUGUUACUGGAACCUACAGAACAGGAACUUACAAAUUUAAAUCACCAUGUGACACAAAAUUUUAUUAACAUUUUUGCAAUUUGUCUUGUUUUUCCAUUUUUUUUGUGUGUGUGUGUGUAAUUUUUUUGUAUCUAGUUUUUGAAUUUACAUAUUUUUAUGGUAAAAAAAAGGCACUCCCCCUAAAAAAAUUUCCACAAAAAUGUUCUCCUCUGAAGUUAAGUUUAAUAAAAGAAAACAAAGUGUUGUACUUCCAACUAAACACAACCUUCUGAAAAUUGCCAAAAUAAAUCUCCAGCAACAAAACUACAUAAAAACUACCACCUUUUGGCCAUCCCAAUAACAGUUCCCCUAUUGUUUUCACCUCGCUUAAGCAGCCAUCAUGCAUUUGAUUCAUUAAUUUCUUGGCUUUAUUUUAAAAAUAUGGUGAAAGAAAAAUAGCAGUCCAAAAAGAAGGUGACAAGGGGGUGGCUAGUAAGGUUCACUAUAGCUUCCACAUAGCACAAAAAAACAUUGAUCCACAGAAUUAAACUCCCCAAAAUAACUCCUGCUUCAUAAUAUGUUACAGUUAAACCUCUCUUCAGAAACUAUUAAUUUGUGCUAACAGUCAAUCUAGGUACAUUUACUCUUUACUUAGUAUAAAGCUCUUCACAACAGCAUCCUGUCAUCAAAUGUAGUGUGGGGACUAAAGCACAAGUCAAAGGCUGAAAUUUACCUUUCUACAACAGCCAUUUAGAGGCCAACUAUUGAACACUUGUAUGUUGUAGGUCAAAAUGAAAUUUAACUUAAAAUGAUUUCAGCCUAGAUUGAUUCACAAAUUAUCCUUUUUCUCCUAGCCCUUAUAAUUCAUGAUCAUAACUAAUUGGGGUUUGGAAGUCAACGUUAGAAUCAACAUACUGAGGUUGAAACAAUUAUGAUGUGAAGUUCAGUUUGACCUACAUAUAAUUAUACAAAACCCUUUUUUGGCAUUCUACUGAUAAAAAUUCAUAAGAAAAGCUCUAUUACAAAAAUUUUAAUUUUAACAAAAAUCAGUUGGGAGUGAAGUUUACCCUCUCCUAUUGAGUGUAUUCAAUUUGCGAUCAUUUUUGUUUUUCUCUUGGUUAGUUACCCAUUGAACAGGGAAGGAGCCUUGCAAGUCAUUGUGGAUUCCCUAAAAGACCGUGAUGUGGUUGUUGGUACAACUGGCAUGCUGUCGCGGGAGCUCUUUGAAUACAGGGUUGCCAAGGGUCAUGGCCAUGAGAAGGACUUUUUGACUGUUGGAUCUAUGGGUCAUGCGUCAGCUAUUGCAUUGGGUAUUGCCCAGUUUAAACCCAAACGACAGGUAUCAUGAUUAUUUUCUCUGCUCAGUAGCACUUGAAUUACUUAAGGCUGAAGGAAUAAUUAUUUUAACAUAGAGUUUUCACACUUCAAAAUCAAUUCUGUCACUUUUGCUAAGUUACCGGUAGAGGUAAUACAUGUACCUGCUUUCUGCCAUUCAUUAUCUAUUUCAAAACAUUUGUUGACAAAAGCUUUGGACUUUCAUCUCAUCUGAUCUCAUGCAUUUGGACCUUCUAUCACUUAUAAUCUUAUCAUGUGCAUUUCAACCUUCUAUCAUAUGAAAGUUACAUUAGUAAAAUUUGGAGCAACAGAGUUUUCAGGGUUUGAAAAAAAAAAACUUUCAGCUUGUCCUUCUGAAACAUCAGAAGGCCUGAAAGUUACUUGCCUAGCAAGAAAAUUUGUCACACUAUUGGAGAGGAUUUUUUUGAGCACUGGUUUUGACCUUUCAUCUCACCCUCGCUCCCCAACCUUUGGUUAUUGGUACGAGUAGUUGAUGCUAAAUAAAUAGCAGGAACAUGUAAAUUAAGAGGUCUAAAUUGUUACUGUUGUUUUUUUAUUGGUAAGAUAUUUUGCAUUGAUGGUGAUGGUGCUGUGAUCAUGCACAUGGGUGCCCUUGCCACUAUUGGACAAAGUGAAGUACCAAACUUCAAACACAUUUUAAUCAACAAUGGCUGCCAUGAUUCAGUAGGAGGACAACCCACAGUUGGUUUUAGUCACACUUUUGAUUUUCUGGAAAUCGGCAAAGCAUGUGGAUAUAGAUCAGUAAGUCUGAGGACGCAGUGUACAAAAUAUUAUUAUUUUUUAAUUUUUAAGUUGAUUUAUUUCUUCUACCAGUUUUAUCAAAUCACACGGACUUGACUGAUCAGGGAAUUAACAGGACAGUGCAAAAGAACUAACUUAAUACCUAAUGAUUAUGGUAACAUGAUAUUCCUGUUAGACUCAGCAUGCAAAGAAAGUAGUGUCCAAUAGCCCGGGGAUAGUGGAUUUUGCUAUCAGGCUAGUAAAUACUGUUUUUAACUUGCCCGAUGGGCCAGUGAUAUUUUUUUAGGAAUUCAACUAAGAGAAGAUCUGAAAUCAAUUCUGCUAGUCAAGAAGUUUUUUGGGCUAAUUGAAAUAUAAUGAUGUCUGGGCUAGUAAAUAUAAAUGCUAGCUUCAGCUUGCCCGAAUGGUUUUUGCGAGCUGUAAAAAUGAUUUUCUUUGCACCCUGAGGCUGUUAACAGAGGUAAAACACCCACAAAAUAUGGAUGCAGAGUGGAGGAGUGAUGAUUUCACAAAAACCAAAUUAAUGUAAAUAAUGAUGGGAUUAUGGCUAGGCUUGUCAAAGAAAGAACAUGAUGAUGAUUACCCCCUUGCCAAAAAAUCACUGGGUCAUUGUAAAAUGGUGCUGAGGUAUAAGGGGUAGGGAUGUUAUGCUUUGAUGAGUCCUCCCCAAUACAAAUUCUUUUAAAAUUAGCUUGGAUUGCAAGGCGUACAGUCUAGGUCAAAUUUAGAAGGAUUUCUAUGGUGGCGUUAGAGGCUGAAUAACGUCACUUCCAUCUCACCACCAAUUUGCACAAUUUUUGGCAAGUGAACACUUUUCUUCCUGUUCUUUCUGACAAUACCAAUCAAUCUCUCAAUUUCCCAAAUUCAAAUUUUUUUUAGUUGUUACGUCCCUUCUUUACUCUCACUCGCAUGUCCCUAUAUUACUUUUGAAGCUUAAGUAUUAAAGGGUUAAGUAUUGAGGGCCACUAGUUAUAUUCAGUUGAAGUACUGUCCCAUGUUACCCUCGUUAAAUGUAGUUUAUUAUUAUUAUUAUUAUUAUUAAAAUAUUAAAUUAAAUGUUAUUGUCAAAUGGUCUCCUCUCAAAAUUAAUUAUGUACAUGUGUAUGUAAAACUGAUAAGAUGGUUUUUCUGUUUCUUUGUUCAGGUAUUAGCAGCUGAACAACCAGAGGAGAUAACUGAAGCUAUUGAACUCAUGAGAAGUCUGGAGGGUCCAGUCCUCCUGGAGAUCAAGACAAACAAGGGUGGAAGAAAAGACCUGGGGCGACCAACAAGAUCUCCAAUCCAAAAUAAGAAGGACUUCAUGCACUUCCUAGCUAUUGACCACUAA
This is a messenger RNA of Porites lobata, 16325 nucleotides long. The record is from the annotation of a GenBank genome assembly. NCBI's taxonomy places the organism in Eukaryota, Metazoa, Cnidaria, Anthozoa, Scleractinia, Poritidae.